Molecule: messenger RNA, 2103 nt
Organism: Nezara viridula (southern green stink bug)
Lineage: Eukaryota; Metazoa; Arthropoda; Insecta; Hemiptera; Pentatomidae
Source: the annotation of a GenBank genome assembly
AUGAGGAAAAGUGUACAAUUACUGGUUCUUGUCAGUUUCCUGUUUGCAGAUUUGGUAGGAAGUGUAGAGGAGGAGGAAGAGGAAGAUUCGCCAGAUAGGGAUGAGACAGCAGCGUUUCUCCCUUCCUUGUUGCUGGGGACUGCAACCGCUGAUCUCUUCAACCCCUGUCCAAAGCACACCACAGGCCUGGCGGGACAAGCGUUUUGUGAACUCAUCAACAUCUUGAUUGUGUCUCAGUGCCUCCUGGCGGCUCCUUGUUCCUAUCCGAUUGACAAAGCAGGAGGUUGUUCAUUGCCUCCAACUUACGAUUUCAUCGUGGUUGGAGGAGGGACUGCAGGAUCUGUCAUUGCUGCUCGACUUUCAGAAAUAGCUAAGUGGAAUGUACUGCUACUGGAAGCUGGAGGAGACCCUCCACUGACAUCGGAUAUUCCAGGUUUCCACUGGAACCUCCUGAGAUCCGAUAUCGACUGGGAAUUCAAAACGGAAAGGGAGAGAGGACUCUUCAAUGGGUACAUGGGGAGGGUGAACCGUUGGCCACGGGGCAAAGUGCUCGGGGGAAGUAGCAGCCUCAGUUCCAUGCUCUAUGUUCGCGGUAUGGCCAAGGAGUUCGACAACCUGGCCAGCAUCGGUGUGUCUGGCUGGUCCUACCCAGAAGUCCUCAAGUAUUUCAAGAGGACGGAGGACAUGCGGGACCUGAGCAUCCUCAACAGCCCUGCGGCAUCGGUACUCCACUCCCGCGGUGGACCCAUGACCCUCAGCAGGUUCGGAGAGCGAGAAUUGAUAAUGGACAUAAUCGAGAGGGCAGGUGCAGAGAUGGGGCAUCCGUCAAACUUUGAUAUCAAUGGUGCCAACCUGGCUGGUUUCGCAACCCGAAAUCAAGGAACCAUUAGAAACGGCGAGAGGCUAAAUACUGCCAAAGCUUUUUUAAACCCAAUAAAGAAAAGAAAAAAUUUAUUUGUUAUUAAGCAUGCAUUCGUCACUAAGCUACUGAUAUGCCACAAAACUAAAAGGGCCUUCGGGGUGGAAUAUUAUUAUCGGAACGAAAAGACUCUGAGACACGCUCAUGCCUCCAAAGAGAUAAUAGUGUCAGCGGGAACGAUUGGAUCACCAAAAAUUUUGAUAUUGUCUGGAGUUGGACCCAGAAACCACCUCCAAGAAUUGAAUGUAAUAGUGGAAAAGGAUUCGGCCGUGGGACUUAACUUGCAAGAUCAUCUUAUGUUUCCAGGUGUCCCGAUAACUCUUGAAACUGGACUCGAGGCAAGAGCGCCGCUAGAUGUGUUAGAUCACGCAUACGAAUACCUUACUCGAAGAACAGGUCCAUUAUCCAGGAUAGGAGCUACAGAAGUCUUGGGCUACCUCAACCUUUUCGGCGACGAUACUCCUGAUAUACUCUUACAGUUCUUAUUUUUUGUAGCAAAUGAAACAGAGCAUUUAUUAGAUUUCAUGAAGGGUAUCGGGGUGGAAGAAGACAUCUAUCUACAAUAUCGUGAGUUGAACAAAAGAUCUGAUUUAUUGAUUCCUUUGCCAUACCUUUUGCAUCCGAAAAGCAGAGGUUAUAUUACACUGAAAUCUUCAGAUCCCGAUGAUUCACCAGUCAUUCGCACAGGAUAUCUUAAUAAUUUAUUCGAUUUGGACGCUAUGCUUCUGGCCAUAAGGUCAAUACAGUCGAUGGCACAAACAAAGCCUAUGAAGAUUUUCAAUUCAACUAUAGAAUUUUUAUCAUUUCCUGGUUGUUGUGGUUUAGAAGUAGACAGUGAUCCUUAUUGGGCAUGCGCCAUCAGCCACCUCGCUGGCACAGGGCACAAUCAGGUGGGCACCUGCAGGAUGGGGAGCUGCAACGACCCUUACUCGGUAGUGGACGAGGCGCUCAAGGUGAUCGGCGUCAAUGCACUACGAGUCGCCGACUCCAGCAUCAUCCCCAAGGCACAGUCAGCCCUACCUCUGGCGACUACCAUCAUGAUAGGGGAGAAGGUAUCGGAUAUGAUAAAGACAGAUUGGAGGGACACAUAUGAACCGCACAAGUGUCCUACAAAACAGCCAAUAAAAGACCAAAGGUCUAAGCAAAGGAUACAUAAGAAUAAGACUAGAAAACCUAAAGGAUAG